AUGCUAUCAGCAAAGACCACCUUGUUAAAAUCUACUCCAACUUUACUCUCCAAGAGAAUGCAAUUGCGUUGCUUCUCUCACUUGCCGCUAACGAUUCCUAUCAAAUUACCCAAUGGUUUGGAAUUCGAACAACCAACAGGUCUAUUCAUCAAUAACAAGAACGUCCCAUCCAAACAGGGGAAGACCUUCGAAGUUAUCAACCCUUCCACUGAAGACGAAAUUUGCCACAUUUAUGAAGGUAGAGAGGAUGAUGUCGACAUCGCCGUUAAGGCCGCUAGCGAUGCCUUCAAUAAUGGUUCUUGGUCCACUAUAGACCCAAUCUAUAGAGGUCAAGCUCUAUAUAAAUUGGCUGAAUUAAUCGAGAAGGAUAAGGAAAUUAUUGCAUCCAUUGAAUCUCUUGAUAAUGGUAAGGCAAUUAAUUCUGCUAGAGGGGAUGUGGAACUAGUAGUUAACUAUUUAAAAUCCUCCGCAGGGAUGGCUAAUAAAUUAGAUGGUAGAUUAAUUGAUUCUGGUUCUAAUUAUUUCAAUUACACAAAGAGAGAACCAUUGGGUGUCUGUGGUCAGAUUAUUCCAUGGAAUUUCCCAUUAUUAAUGUGGGCUUGGAAAAUUGCUCCUGCUUUAAUCACAGGGAAUACUGUUGUCUUGAAAACUGCUGAAUCUACUCCAUUAUCUGCUCUUUAUGCUGCUAAAUAUAUCCCAGAAGCUGGUAUUCCACCUGGUGUAGUCAAUAUCGUUUCAGGGUUUGGGAAAAUUGUUGGUGAAGCCAUGACGUCACAUCCUUUGAUUAAGAAAAUUGCAUUCACUGGGUCUACUGCCACGGGUAAACAUAUUUAUCAAAAUGCUGCUGCCUCUUUAAAGAAAGUCACUUUAGAAUUGGGUGGUAAAUCACCAAAUAUUAUCUUUGCGGAUGCUAAUUUAAAGAAAGCUGUUCAAAAUGUUAUUACUGGUAUUUAUUACAAUUCAGGUGAAGUUUGUUGUGCUGGGUCCAGAGUGUAUGUUCAAGAAUCUAUUUAUGAUGAAUUGAUUGAAGAAAUUAAGGCUGCUUCUGAAGCUGUUAAAGUCGGUGAUCCAUUUGAUGAAACUACAUUCCAAGGUGCUCAAACUUCUCAAAUGCAAUUAAAUAAAAUUUUGAAAUAUGUUGAAAUUGGUAAGAAUGAAGGUGCUCAAUUAAUUACAGGUGGUGAAAGAGUUGGUAAGAAGGGUUAUUUCGUAAAACCAACUAUUUUCGGUGGUGUACAAGAAGAUAUGAGAAUUGUUAAGGAGGAAAUCUUUGGACCAGUGGUUACCAUAAGUAAGUUUAAGACUUUAGAUGAAGUUGUUCAAAUGGCAAAUGAUUCUGAAUAUGGGUUAGCUGCAGGUAUUCAUACUUCAAAUAUUAAUACUGCUACAAAAGUUGCUGAUAGAUUAAAAGCUGGUACUGUUUGGAUUAAUACUUAUAACGAUUUCCAUUGCAACGUUCCAUUCGGUGGAUUUAAUGCAUCUGGGUUAGGUAGAGAAAUGGGUACUGAAGCAUUGGAAAAUUAUCUACAAUCCAAGGCUGUUCGUUGCAGAUUAGAAGAUUAA
Naumovozyma castellii is the source of this 1563-nucleotide messenger RNA. It is a transcript of the gene ALD4, whose product is annotated as aldehyde dehydrogenase (NADP(+)) ALD4. The coding region runs from base 1 to 1563 and encodes 520 amino acids. The record is from RefSeq and is a predicted model, not a curated record. Lineage: Eukaryota; Fungi; Ascomycota; Saccharomycetes; Saccharomycetales; Saccharomycetaceae. The transcript has a single exon.